Messenger RNA from Solanum dulcamara, 3102 nucleotides. Its product is annotated as probable inactive leucine-rich repeat receptor-like protein kinase At3g03770. Lineage: Eukaryota; Viridiplantae; Streptophyta; Magnoliopsida; Solanales; Solanaceae. The coding region runs from base 398 to 2749 and encodes 783 amino acids. Gene Ontology annotation, biological process: protein phosphorylation. The record is from RefSeq and is a predicted model, not a curated record. Gene Ontology annotation, molecular function: protein kinase activity; protein binding; ATP binding. The transcript has 7 exons.
UUUGGUAAUUGUUUGAAGAAGAAUAGUUGGUGAAGUUUGUCUCUGAAGUUAUCUAUUAAAAAAAACAAAAGCAUUUGGUGUUUUACUUCAUUUGAAGGUCUCCAUGUAUUUUUCUUCCUUGUGUUGAAGUUCCUCCAAUUUCUUUUGUUAAACAGCUGAAGUAGUGAAGAAGUGGCAACUAGAGUGUUUCCAAGAAAGCUCAAAAGUGUAAAUUUCUCAGUUCUUUCAAAUCCUUUUUGGUGAUGUUGUUGUUGUUGUAAAUUCUAUGGAUACAGAGUUUGAUGUUGGCUUACUGAAAUUUUCAUUUCAGCUGAAGUAGUGAAGAAGUGGCAACUAGAGUGUUUCCAAGAAAGCUCAAAAGUGUAAAUUUCUCAGUUCUUUCAAGUCCUUUUUGGUGAUGGAAAAAUAUUUAGGACUUAAAAAUCUUCUAGUUUUGCUUGUUUUAUUGCUCUCAAUUAGCAUCUCAGAGCAACUACAAUCUUCACAAGGAAAGACCCUAUUGAGGAUUCAAAAUCUUCUGAACUAUCCAAAUGUUUUGAGUAAUUGGAACAAUGAUACUGAUUUCUGUAACACUGAGCCAAGUUCAACUGUUACUGUUACCUGUUAUGAGGAAAACAUAGCUCAGCUUCAUAUAAUCGGGAGCAAAGGGGCUUCUCAGUUACCAAAUAAUUUCUCGAUCGAUUCGUUUGUCAUUACACUUGUUAAGCUUUCUAGUUUGAAAGUUCUAAAAUUAGUUUCUCUUGGUUUAUAUGGACCAUUGCCUAGUAAACUUUCAAGACUUUCAUCAUUGGAGAUACUUGACCUUAGUUCAAAUUUCUUUCAUAGUGACAUACCUCGAGAAAUUUCAUCGUUAACGAGCCUCCAGAGUUUAAUACUAGAUGGGAAUAAGUUCACUGGAAGACUUCCAAAUGGACUUGGUUCACUUGUUGUUUUGGCAGUUUUGAGUGUAAAGAACAAUUCUUUAGAAGGACAUUUACCUGAUAUGCUCGGAAAUUUGCAUAAUCUUCGCGUACUUUCACUUUCAAGGAAUAAUUUUACUGGUGAUGUGCCUGAUCUUAGCAGUCUAGAAAACCUUCAAGUUCUAGACUUGGAAGAUAAUUCUCUUGGUCCGAAAUUUCCACAAGUUAGCAGCAAAAUCCAAAGCCUUGUGUUGAGGAACAAUAAGUUCACUGCAGGAAUACCGGAGAAAGUUCAAUCUUACCAUCAGCUUGAACAUAUGGAUAUUUCUUCAAACAGAUUUAUGGGGCCAUUUCCUCCGUCUCUGCUGUCUUUGCCAUCGAUCACUUAUCUCAACGUUGCAGGAAACAAGUUAACGGGAAUGCUUUUUGAAGAUAAUCAAUGCAAUGCCGGAUUAGAUUUUGUGGAUCUAUCGACUAACCUGUUGAGUGGAAGAUUACCUAGUUGCCUUCUGACAGGCCCUAAGCACAGGAUCAUGCGUUUCUCUAACAACUGUUUAGCAACCGGAGACAGAACUCAACAUCCAUUUUCUUUCUGUCGGAAUGAGGCGUUGGCUGUUGGUAUCUUAACUCAUCAUCAUAAACAUAUAACAGGUUCACAAGUGGUUCUUGCAUUGAUCAUUUGUGGUAGCAUCAUUGGUGGAGUAAUGCUAGUUUGCGCGACUAUUAUAGUAGUAAGAAAAUUUCUUUCAAAGAUAGCUGCACCAAAAAAAACAACAAGAUCAAUAGUAGAAAAUGCAUCAUCUACAUAUACCUCAAAGUUAUUCACAGAUCCAAAAUAUGUUACUCGAACAAUGAAGCUGGGAUCACUCAGCCUUCCAUCUUAUCGGACCUUUUCAUCGGAAGAGCUUAAGGUGGCAACAAACAACUUUGAUGCAUCAACUUUUAUAGGCAACAGUUUUGAUGAUCAGAUGUACAGAGGUCAGCUGAAAGAUGGUUCAUCAAUUGCCAUUAGAUGCCUGCAAACGAAACGAAAAAAUAGUAGUCAAAAUUUUAUGCAUCAUAUAGAAUUGAUGUCAAAACUCAGACAUCAUCAUCUGGUCAGCACUCUUGGACACUGCUUCGAGUGUUACUUGGAUGAUUCGAGUGUUAGCAGGAUAUAUCUCGUCUUUGAGUAUGUACCAAAUGGGACCCUAAGGAGUUGGAUCUCCGAUAAACAUGCUAAACGGAGAUUAACGUGGACACAACGUAUAGCAGCUGCUAUAGGAGUAGCAAGGGGAAUUCAGUUUUUGUUUACUGGAAUUGUACCUGGUAUAUUUUCAAAUAAUUUGAAGAUAACAGAUAUUUUGUUGGAUCAGAACUUUGUUGCCAAAAUUUGCAGCUAUAAUUUGCCUAUUCUGGAUGAGAAUGUAAAGGAGCUGAAGUGUACAAGGGCUAAUUCUGAAGAAAAGAUAGUUGUAUUUGACUUUGGAGUAAUAUUAUUGGAGAUAAUUUGUGGGAAGCGGAUAAAUACCAAGAAUGAAGUGAGUGUUAUACAAAAUCAGUUGGAAGAGAGCAUAAUGGCUAAUGCAGUGUCAAGAAAGAAUGUGGUUGAUCCAGCAAUUAGAAAUUCGUGCUCGGACGAGUCAUUGAAGACAAUGAUGGAGAUUUGCUGCAGGUGUUUAGUACAAGAUACAGAAGAUAGGCCUUCAUUUGAAGAUGUAAUAUGGAAUUUGCAGUUUGCUGCUCAAGUUGGGGAUUCAUGGAGAAGGGACUCUUCAAGUAGCGAUGCCUCUCCAAUUUCACAUCUCUACGACUUUCGACCCAACUUGCCACGAAAAAGCAAUAGCAAUAGCAAUAGCUCGUCUGUGUGAGCUUGCUCACAUUGCCAGUUCCAAGCCCGGAUAAAGGAGGAGAGUUGUUGUAGGCUGUUAGCCUGCGUAAAACUUGUCAAUUCAUAAUGAUAAUGACGUGAGUUGAGCUUGAUGGAGUAGUGAAAGAUUCAUAUAACCGAAUCCAUUUGAAAGUAGUCAGUUGCUAAAAGCAUACAACAAUUUGUCCCUGCCUGCUCUCAGAGAUCUCUAGGCCAUGAAAUAAGUGAAGGAAUAUAAUUUUCUGUAUAGAUAAACUUGACAAUACUUUUAAGUUUUCAGAGUUCCAAUCAAAUUUUUGAAUUAGUUCUGGACACAUUUUAUCCAUUGAAUUAUCGAAAUGGUUGAAUCCUUUA